AUGUCUGGAGUGCUGUUGACGCGUGUGUUGUCCUUCAACGUGGACCAGAAGAACGGUCUGUCAUUCACCGGUCCACUGGAGGACAUGUUCGGCUACACUGUCCAGCAGUUUGAGAACAGCGAGGGAAAAUGGGUUCUGAUUGGAUCCCCGCUGUCGGGCCAGCCAGCAAAACGAACAGGAGACGUCUACAAAUGUCCUGUGGGGAAGGGGGACAACACGUGUGUCAAACUGGAUCUUCCGAAAAACACAACAGUUCCCAACUUGCUUGAAGUCAAGGAGAACAUGACCAUGGGAACCACACUGGUGACCAAUCCCAACGGAGGAUUUCUGGCGUGUGGUCCUCAGUAUGGCUACAUGUGCGGGCAGCAGCAGUACAUCUCGGGAGUUUGUGCGAAUGUCAGCUCUUCCUUCCAGAUCCUCAACUCUGUGGCACCGACUGUGCAAGAAUGUGGGAAGGAGCUGGACAUUGUGUUGGUUCUGGACGGAUCUAACAGCAUCUACCCCUGGACCGGCAUCAUCGAUUUCCUGCAACGCUUCAUCGAAAAUAUUGAGAUUGGACCUAAACUCUCACAGGUGGGAAUAGUGUCUUACGGGGAGACUGUGACUCACCGUGUCAACCUGAGCCAGUUUGAAAACACUGCUGAUCUGCUGGAAUUCGUCAAGGAACUCCCUCAGCAGACCGGCUUCAAGACCAUGACCUUCCUCGGCAUCGAUAAGGCCAGGAAAGAGGCCUUCAUGCCAGAGCGCGGAGCAAGACCUGGCGUGAAGAAAGUCAUGGUGAUCGUCACUGACGGGGAAUCACAUGACUCCUUUAAUCUAGACAAGGUCAUGGGAGAAUGUGAGGAUGACGACAUCGAGAGGUUUGGCAUUGCUGUGUUGGGAGACUACAAUCGUCAGAACAAAAGUGCAGAAGAAGUGCAGAAGUUCAUCAAGGAGAUCGAGUCCAUCUCCAGUCAGCCGUCACGAGACCACUUCUUCAACGUGUCUGAUGAGGUGGCGCUGUUGACCAUCGUGGACGCCCUGGGAAACAAGAUCUUUGCCUUGGAAGCCACCACCAGCAAUUUCACCUCCUCCUUUGAGAUGGAGAUGUCCCAGACUGGAUUUAGUGCACAUACUUCUAAAGAAGGUGUGUUACUGGGAGCAGUGGGAGCGUACGACUGGAACGGGACGGUGGUGAUGCACACUGCCGGAGAAACUAUCAUUCCAGGGAACACACAGUUUUACGACCCAAAGACAGAGGCCGGAUAUGAAGGCCUGGCUGGGUACCUCGGCUAUGAUGUUCAGUCUGCAUCCACCCCUGACGGAGAGCUGUACAUCGCGGGUGCACCGCGGUACAACCACACAGGCCGGGUGGUUAUCUAUCGUCUCAAUGAGAAGAAACAGAUCGUCAUCACGCAGAUAAUAAAGGGAGAACAGAUUGGUUCCUACUUCGGCAGCGUCCUGCAGACUUUGGAUGUGGAUGGGGACUCGUACACAGAUCUCCUCUUGAUCGGAGCACCGAUGUUCAUGGGUUCAGAAAGAGACGAGCAGGGUCAAGUCUACGUUUACAAAGCCAGCGAGGGCGGCCAGUUUGAGCACGAGUUCACUUUAAAGCCUGUCAAUCAGUCCUGUUGCACCGCCCACACCGCCAGCUGCCCCAAUAAGAACGAACCCUGCGGCGCCCGCUUUGGCACAGCCAUCGCCGCCGUGUCCGAUCUCAACCUGGACGGAUUUAACGACGUGGCGAUCGGUGCACCUUUUGAGAACGACCACAGAGGAGCCGUCUACAUCUAUCACGGAGAUAAGAAGUCACUGAAGGAGAAGUUUGUGCAGCGGAUCGCUGCAGGUGGGGACGGCGUAAAGGUGAAAUUCUUCGGUCAGUCCAUACAUGGAGUCAUGGAUCUAAAUGGAGAUGGGAUCACUGAUGUCACCAUAGGAGGUCUGGGAGGGGCUUCGCUGUUUUGGUCCAGAGAUGUUGCCGAACUCCGCGCCAACAUGUUGUUUGAUCCCGCCAAAAUAAACCUGCAGCAGUCUCAGUGUGAGGUCGGCGGACGCAAAACUGUGUGCGUCUCGACUGAGGUGUGCUUCGUCUACAGUGUCAAAUCCGACAAGGAGGUCUUGGACCCAGUCACUGGUGCAGUGAUCGUCUACAAUCUGACUCUGGAUGCUCUGCGUGCCAAAGCCAGGGCGUUGUUUAUUAUCCCGCAGGAUAAAAACGAUCGUAAGAUCUCCAGGAACUUCACCAUCAAAGACAGAGAGAGAAAGUGCGUCCAGGAGACCUUCAUGAUGUUGGCCCGGCUGGAUUUCCGCGACCCGCUCAUGGUGUCUUUGCAGUUUGGACUCGCUGAUGAAGACAACGGCCCCGUCCUGGAUGAGAGCCUGCCCAGAUCCGUCAAUAAGACAAUUCCUUUAGUCGACUGUGGGAGCAAUAUGAGGUGCAUUGCUGAUCUCUCUCUCCAAGCAGAGCCUAGUGUACAAAGGAUGGUGAUCAGAUCAAGGACGGACAAGUUUGAAGUGAACAUCAAAAUCAGAAACAGUAAAGACAACGCGUACAACACCAAAGUCACCCUCAGCUUCACGCCCAACAUCAACUAUAUGAAAGUGGAGCCGGAGAAGGUAUGCAAUCUGAACCAUACGAAAGUGGAGUGCGCUGUUGGAUACCCGUUCCUGGGGGGCAACGUGGAGGAACAUUUCAAAGUGAAAUUUGAGGCGAAUCCCGAACAUAUUCAGGAUGUGAUUCAGAUCAACGUGACAGCAACGAGUGACAGUGAAGAGCUGGCCUCUUCCCUGAGUGACAACAUGGUGCUGAUCACCAUCCCUGUGAAGUAUGAAGUUGGACUCAUAUUCGCAGUGCGAUCUGUGGAUAAACACAUCGUGGUCAAAGAGGGUGAAAAGUUUGCCGCUGUGUUCGACGACACCAGGAUGAUUGGAGAGGAGGUCAACAUAAGCUACACGGUGGAGAAGGAAGGUGAUGUGGAGACUCCGCCCCUCGACCUGACAGUGACGUACCCUCAUCUGUCUCCUCGGCAGAACCACUUACUGUACCUCACAAAUGUCACCACCAGCCUCGGGGUGAAUUGUGAUGCAGAUCGUUGGAUUAACCCUGACAAAAUUAACCCCGACAUUAUAAAGCCCAAUCCAAACAAAGAAACGCUCAGCGUCUUCCUGCUGUCCUGCUCCGCUGAGCUGCAAUGUGCAUCCUUCACCUGCGCCCUCCCCAAGGCAAAGAACAGUCAGGUCAACGUUACAUUCAGGGUGUGGAAGCCUACGUUCAUCAGGGGGGAGUUUUCCCUUCUGCACAUGUCGGUGAAUGGGACUCUGGGGGUCAAAAACCCAAACCUGUUUGAGUUGAAGAGCGGGGACCGGAGCCGGACCGUGAAGAUCCAUGUCUCCAAGGAGGCCUCAGGAGGAAUCCCCAUAUGGGUCAUCAUAAUCAGCAUUCUGAUAGGACUGCUGAUCCUAGCACUGGUCAUCUUCGCUCUUUGGAAGAUGGGCUUCUUCAAGAGAAAAUCCAGGGACUACACAAAGGAAGAAAUCAUGGACUGAAGGGUUCGGACAGCGAGCAGCUCUGUGAGCGAAUGCUCGCAGAACCGUCAGGUUGCACAAAGUGACAGACAGACGGACAGACAGAGGAAGUGCAGGGACACACAAACACCUCAGUGCUGCGACACAGUAACAAUCUGGGGGAAAAAACGAAGCACUGCUCUCUGUUUUCUACGCAGGGUUUAAUAAUGUUUGCAAAUACUUCCAAUCACUUCUUCUUCAAUGCUUUAAACACGCCGUUACAAAAUGGGGGCUGCACACAUAGCCAAAUAAGGUGCAGAGACAGAAACACUUUGGCAGUAUGAAUUGUGUAUAUGAAAAACUCCACUUAUCUGAGUCUCCAUCUAAAACGAUUGCUCAGAGGAGUAUUUGCAAACAUUAUUUGUUCUUGGUCAGAUUCUUUCUUGCAGAUAUCAACGUAAAUUCAGGUCAAUGCUGUUGAAGAAGAGGAACCAGGAAGGAGGAGGAGGAGGAGGACCUCACUUUCCAGGCACCUUUUGGAAAACUACCAAGUAUCUGUGUUUUACAAAAACCUUCAGAGCUACAACAGCUGCGCUACAGCUUCAGAGGGGGGGGGCACUCAGGUUUUUCAGUGUGAAGAUCCAAAGUCACCUCACUCACUUUCUGCAUCAUUACAGCAACAACGUCUGGCCGUCUGUUCGCUUCAGAGACUUUAUGUGAACUUUUCCUGUGUCGGAGCGGCCGUCUGAUAGCUUAGACUCCUGUGUUAAAGUGUCCUUGGUUUGUUGUUAAAAAACACUGUACGCUUUUAGUGUUUUAUCGCGUUUGUUUGACAUGUAUGUUGAGUUUUUCGCAAUGUAACUUGGCACAUUCUUGAUCCUUAAAUUCAAAUGUUGGAUAAAGACACUGACCUGAACACAAGACUUUUACUAAGCUGAGCUGAAGCCUGUAUACUUUCUUCUUUUUUUUCCCUUUUGAUUUAGUUAACAAUUUUAAAAACAAACAAUUUCUGAUGUCCAUGUAUGUAAUUAGUUUGAUCACCCUUCAAAAUCCAAAGCUUAGAUUUUUACUGUAAAUAUAGCACAGUGCUCAAGAAUGUAAAGCUUCAAAUGUACAGAACUGUGUUCGCUUUAAUUCUUGUAAUUUAAGAGAUGUUACCCACAAGCCUUUCUUUGUUUUCAUGUGUGUGUGAUCGGUGGUCAGAGAACAUGAACCUGCUCAGGUGCUACAAUAUCAUGAAUGAAUGAGUGACAUGAGCAUUUGACUCAAAGGAAAACCAUCUGGCCUGUAGCUCACAAUUCCAAAGUUGAUGCAAAUAUGUAAAUAUUGUUCUAUUUUGAUGAGAAAAUGAAAGUUAUAAAUAUUCUGUACUGAAAAUAUACAUGAAGAUGAGGGUUCGUAUCCACUACUUUAGCUUUAAGUCUGUUGAAUGACUGUGUUCUGAAUGCAGAGGCUUUAACUUUUACCAAGAGGAGAUUAUUUUGAUUUCUAUUGCAAAAUAGAAGGUAGUAUUCAUCCAAGAUAGAAAAAUCGGGUUACUACUCACCAGCAGCUUUCUAUACAGUAAAUAGGAUUCGAUAGUAAAUGUAUUUUGAGCAGCAACAUGCACACAAAGCAUUAGCAUAUAUAGGCUCAUUUCAUCCCAUAUGUGGUACUCAGUACCUUACAAAGUUACUUAUUCAGGUUUCCUGUAUUGCUUUUCUUGUUUUUGAUCCAGAAGUUGCACAUACGUUCAUGUUGUAUGUCAAGGAGACAGAGAAACGCCCUCUUUCCUCGCUGUCGUACAAUACACAAUACGUCUGAGGCAAGACAACAGGAAACAGAGCAUUUGAAUAUUGAAAUGCCCCUCGGCUCUCCACUGUUGACAUGAAGCACAUGUAAUGAAUCGUAUGUACAGAGUGUGUCACUGUUCGUCAUUUUAAGAUUGCGUGGCUACGUCAGGCUUAUACACGAGGGUGGAGUCAUGAAUCUCUCUUUGUCCACUUGCGUAGAAAGAAGUCGUCGGGGGUUUAUUUUUGUAAGAUCUUAUAUCCUCUGUUCAAAUUCUGAGUGGGAUUCAAAAUGAGAGAAAGGCACAAAGUGAGAUUUGUGUGCAACGUCCCAGCCUUCUACACUGCUGUGAAGUCUUCAUUGUAAUGCACUGGUUUGUCCGACUGUAUACGUCCUCAUCAGCACACAAAUGAAAUGAAUCUUAUGUAGAAAAAUAAAGACUUUUUACGACAAA
Limanda limanda (common dab) is the source of this 5707-nucleotide messenger RNA. RefSeq names its product integrin, alpha 1 (gene itga1). The record is from RefSeq and is a predicted model, not a curated record. Gene Ontology annotation, molecular function: integrin binding. Gene Ontology annotation, cellular component: external side of plasma membrane; integrin complex. Gene Ontology annotation, biological process: cell adhesion mediated by integrin; integrin-mediated signaling pathway; cell-cell adhesion. The coding region runs from base 1 to 3525 and encodes 1174 amino acids. Lineage: Eukaryota; Metazoa; Chordata; Actinopteri; Pleuronectiformes; Pleuronectidae. The transcript has 30 exons.